ACCUUCACUAUCAGCUCAUCGUUCUGUUUGACUGUGUGGUGAUCUGCUCCUGUUUGCUCUCGCUCAUCCUCUGCACACGCUCAGUCUACAACGGCAUGCUCUUGCAGUUUGAGUACACCACAUUCUCAUCCAUUUACCUCAAUAAAAGAGUUUGCUGGUCUGAGAGAAUGGAGUUCAUCAACGGCUGGUACAUUCUCAUCGUCAUCAGUGACACACUGACUAUUGCAGGAUCAGUUCUCAAAAUAUGCAUACAGAGCAAGGAACUGACAAGUUAUGAUGUGUGCAGUAUUUUACUGGGCACAGCAACAAUGCUGGUGUGGAUUGGAGUAAUGCAUUACCUGAGGUUCUUUCAGAAAUAUUAUAUCCUCAUCCUCACUCUGCAGGCUGCACUUCCUAACGUCAUCCGAUUCUCCUUCUGCGCUGUUAUGAUCUUUCUUAGCUACUGCUUCUGCGGAUGGAUCGUUUUGGGGCCACACCAUGAAAACUUUCGGACAUUUAAUAUGGUAGCUAACUGCCUUUUUUCCAUGAUUAACGGGGAUGAAAUCUACUCAACCUUCACCAAAAUCCGAGACAAGAACAAUCUGGUGUGGAUGUUCAGCAUAAUGUAUAUCUACACCUUCGUCCCACUCUUUACAUUCAUGAUUCUGAGCCUCUUCAUCGCCCUUAUCACAGACACCUAUGAAACCAUCAAGCACUAUCAGAAGCAUGGAGCGCCGCUUUCAGAGCUGCAGGCUUUCAUAGCUGAAUGCAAAGACCCACCGAAGUCGGGGAAGAACACUGUGGAUGAGCAAUCCUCCAACUUCUGGUGCCUUUGUGCUCCUUGUGUGAACUGCACCUGAAACAGAUGAGAAAACUGCAUUGC
Sinocyclocheilus grahami is the source of this 862-nucleotide messenger RNA. Its product is annotated as mucolipin-3-like. The transcript is spliced from 6 exons. NCBI's taxonomy places the organism in Eukaryota, Metazoa, Chordata, Actinopteri, Cypriniformes, Cyprinidae. The annotation marks the transcript as partial. Gene Ontology annotation, cellular component: lysosomal membrane; plasma membrane. Gene Ontology annotation, molecular function: NAADP-sensitive calcium-release channel activity. The record is from RefSeq and is a predicted model, not a curated record.